Molecule: messenger RNA, 3324 nt
Organism: Cyclopterus lumpus (lumpfish)
Lineage: Eukaryota; Metazoa; Chordata; Actinopteri; Perciformes; Cyclopteridae
Product: un-named hu7912
Exons: 2
Coding region: 115-3324 (1069 amino acids)
Biological process (GO): cell-cell junction organization
Cellular component (GO): plasma membrane; apical junction complex
Source: RefSeq, a predicted model, not a curated record
CGCGGAGAACAGGCUGCCGCUUCACCAUGUUCACCGCAGCCGAUCUACUCAAUGGCGAGACGGCUGUGUUGAUCUUGAAUCACACUGAAUGGAGAGCAUUGAAGUUCUUUUAAGAUGACACGAACGCAUCCCCCUGAUAUACUGGCAUCAACUCUAUAUCGGGACUUUACUCUAAAUCCCAUCAGCGACCACUCCAUUUCUCUCCACUCCUCCCGACAAUGUGACUUGAAAAUGAUAGACAAACCAGAAAUCAUCAACAAAAGACACUGCCGUAGCUUUGACUUCAUUGAGUCACUCGAUGACCCACAGUCCCUCUCUUCCUCAAUGGAGUACCCUUACAAGAAGGCUGAGCAUCAGACAUUAAACAAAGAUCUAAUGUGGAAUGGACUAGAUCAACCAGGGCACCUUCGCUUUUCCUCUCCCGAUCUGUUCAACACCAGACAGUUCCAGCAGCACACCACCCAGGAUAAAACCAGCCAUCUUGCAUGGUCAGACUCUAAAAAGAGAACAAGAUCUAGAAGCGCUCCAAGAAUUAAGUCCACCCUCACUCCUGUGCCCAUCUCAGUGUCCCCUCCAGGAGCCAGGAAGGGGAGGGAUGUGCCUCAGGCUGCGUCAGAUACCUUCAGGACUUCUGAAACACAUAGAGAAUCCUACUCCUCAAACAAGGCUUUUUUGAAUGAAGUGCAUCCUAUCAAACUGCAGCCUCAGUCUCCCCUCUAUGUCUCAGACUGUUUUGAGGAGGGUAAACCAGAUAAACCAGCCAUAACCCCUCAUGUCAGGUGCCGUGUUGACAUUAAACCAGAUGCUGCUGUACUGCAGCACACAUCGAGGCAGGUUCCCAAUGUACGAACUGAGCCUCUUUGGCAGCGAUACUCCCAGGCUGGUAGCAGUAGGGGUUUGUAUGUACCUCGACAUAUUAUGUCCUCACCAACGCCUACUCCGAGUGAAUGCUACAGUGGAGAUUUUAGAGAAGGAUACAACUAUACCACCAACAUGUCUCCAAUUUCAUACCAGCAUCUAGACAUGCACAGAAUGCCAUCACCAACAGCACCAUAUCUGAGUCAAGAACAAAGAGCUUACUCAAAUCCUAACAUACCAACCAAGUUUUUCUAUACAGAGGACCCAGUUCGGUAUCAAGUCCAUCCCUAUUCUAGAGCAUACGUUCAGGAUGACCGGUCCAGUCUAACCAGCCAUGGUAGUACGAUGACUAGUCAGUAUGAUCCAAGGAAUCGAUGGGUACACACCCUUCCUGUCAGGUCGUAUUACACAGAAAACUUUUCCAACAGAGAGCCAGCACAUUCUGUAUAUAGUCGGCCUUGCUCCACCAGUGAGGCAGGAUCAUACUUUUCUCAAACUCCACUGUCUAGAUCUUACUAUGGAGAGGAUAACCGGUCUAAUCCAUACUAUAUGAGUAACUCAAGGUUGUUUUAUUCCAAACCAUGCUCUCCUGAGGAGCAGUACUUUCCAUCAAGGCCAUACCAUACGGAGGGUCGUCGACGCCCUCGUAUGUCGCAGGCCUUUUCAGAUGACUGGUAUCGCUCAAGUAUAUCUGGUUACUCCAACCAGUCCUCUCAGCACACACCACCAAGAGUAAGGCAAGACCCCAGUACACCCCCGUGGUUUAGUAACAGCUGUGUGGAGACAAGUAGAUUAGGAGCAGAGGUCAGAAACCACUCCAAGUCUUGGGACAAUAUUCUAUAUCCCCGGCACGAAAGAGAGCAAUCAGUGCCUCGUGGUCGAAGCUAUGAGAACCUGUUUCACCAAGCAAAGCAUGCAGCACCCUCUGACAUACAGAGUCAACCUGUUAUACUUAACCUCUCAAGUUCACCAAGACGCUAUGCUGCCCUUUCACUCUCUGAAAGCUCGUUAGAGAGGGGCUCAAGCAAUCCGUGGAGGAAUACCAGGAGUGGGCACUGGUAUGUAACUCCUGAGAUCACCAUAACAGAUAAUGACAUAUGUGCAGGCAACAGUAAGCGGCGUGAUGUGCACUCUGUCAGCUGGGAUAUGUCGGACGGUGAAAAGAUACCAUCUUCGAGAGCAAUGCAUCACAAGCAGCCACAAAAUACACAGGACAUAACCAAAGAGAGGAAACACAACAACUUCUCCCUCCAGCAGAGUCUAGAGCAACUUGACGAACUCUUAGCUGAUUUGGUCGUUGAUUACAAACCACCAACUAGCAGAAAGUCAAGCGAGGACCUUUUAGACCAGCUGAAGCAACUCAUUACUGCAGAUGACGACAAAGACAGAGGAUCUUCCGGACUGGAAAACUUAGGAUGCCUGAACACACAACUCCCCUCAUCUAAAUCCAGCCCUGACACAAUCAAAGACCCUGAUAGUGGGUGUGAUGCUUUACAAAGGAGUGCAGAAGAAUGUUCUCCAGACCACAGCACAGAUGAGGAUGACACUAUGGUGUGCGCUAACAAGAAGUGCAACCGCAUUGAGAGUAUGUUCAACGCCUGCUUGUACUUUAAGUCAUGUCACAGUUGCUACACAUUUUACUGCUCACGAAACUGUCGCAGGGAUGACUGGGAGAUCCAUAAAGAGACCUGUCUUUACAGCCGUGUGAACAGUGUGUGCCGACACACUCUGAAGUUUUGCAGAGAGAAUACAGGGAUCCACAAAGCCUUCUCCCGCGUUGCUAAAGCUGGCUAUCUUUCCCGAGGGAGAGGCGUUCUCUUUCUGGGUUUUGCUAAUCCGGAGACAGUUGACAACUUCCUCCGAAUUGGACUCGAGAGCCUCCUCAUGUCUCCCACAUACCUGUCUCUCAGAGAGCUGGAUGGAUUCAAGGACAACCUUGGCGAAUACUGCAAGGACCUGCAGCAGGCAGGUAACGAGUAUGACCCCAAUGAAUGUUUUCUUCUAAAUGUAUCCGUAGCUGUUGGUGAACUAGUGCCUAACAGACCUUCACCAAGAGUCCCAGCACCAACAGUUCGAAAAUAUGCAAAGGUGUCCUUGGCCUCCUCAAGCCCUGACAAAAAGGUACUCAGGAAGGAUAGUGAAAUGGAAACUCUCAUUCUCACUCCGCCUCCUGGCACACCGGACAUUGACAAGGAGGGAGAGGAGGGCAGGAAAGCCAGAGAGGUGUGCUUUGUCAAUAUCCAGCGUAAGCUCAGGACCAGGGGAGUCUUCCUUCGUCAUGAGUACCCCAACAUCUAUAAUCAGCUGUGUGAGUUUGUGGAGAGCAACAACAGGUUCACUCCAACUACAAUUUACCCAAUAGAUAGGAGAACAGGGAAACAGUUCAUGUGCAUGAUCAUGGCUGCGUCCGAGCCAAGAACACUGGACUGGGUUGGUACCCCUCAUCUCUUGGAUGAUAUUAUAUAA